GGGGGAUGCUUAUUGAUCACUCUUGGUCUUUUGUUUUACUAACUGUUGUUUGCCUUUGUCUUUUUGGCCAUGGAAUUCUCAGUAUUGUUUAAUAAAUAAAAAGUUAUUGUCUUAAGUUAUAUCUUAUCGUGUUUGUCCUUGGUAUGUACAAAGGGAUUGCGUGUUUAUGGCAAAUAUUUGAUAAUUUCUGUUAAAUUCGUUCGGAACUAGUCUAGACUAACUGCGGUAAUAGCUUAAUGUAUUGUAAAGACACUUGUCUUUUGUUGAAGUUAUAUGUUGAUCUCUAAAUGUCUUUUAUGUUUGUCUUUUAAAAUUGGUGUCGCUUUGCCGAACAUUUUCUAUUAUUCACAAUGUGUAUUAUGUUCACUUUAAAAUGUAAUUUUUACUCCUCUAAAAUAAGAUUUUUCUCCUCUCCAAAUUAAUGUUUAUAUUUGAUAUUCUUCUUCCCUAGAUCUGUAUGGAUCAGGUAUAUGGACAUGUGGUAUAGAUUAGAUUGUAUAUGAUGUAACUAUACAAGAUUGGCACUCUUAUCCUCAGUUAUAUAGACAAUAUAUAUAGAAUUUGGACAUAUCAACAUUAGAAUAUUUUCCUUUCUAGAAUGUGGUUUUUCAAUGUUUUAAAUUUCUGCUUAUUAUUAGUAGUGGUUAAUGGUGAAUGCGAUCCUGGCUGGGAACAUCGCUGGAAUAAAUGUUAUUAUUUCAGUACAGAAUCCCGUACUUGGGAAGGUGCAGAGACUGGGUGCAGACAAUAUGGUUCACAUCUUGUUGAAGUUGAGAGUGCAGAAGAGGAUGAAUACAUACGUGCUCAUUCACGAAACACCAGACGUUCAAAUUGGAUUGGCUUACGAGAUUCAGCAACUGAAGGUGAUUGGAGAUGGGCAUACGGAGGAGCACGAGCAGAGUACAACAACUGGGCCACUAAUGAACCUGAUAAUAUAUUUGAUCAAGAUUGUGCACUUCUCGACUCGUUGUAUAGUUACCAUUGGGUAUCUGGAUCCUGUUGGAUCGCACACAACUUUAUAUGCGAAAAAGGUUAUCCAAGUACAGACGCACCUGCUGUAGGAUAAUGGUUAACAGAGUGAAUACAAUUGUUAAGUCUGACACCCAAGGAAAUACAAUUUUCCAUCAUUAUAAUACCACUUUAUAUAUAUAAUAUUACCAAUGCGUGCAAAUAUUUACGCUCUAUAUGCUCUUAAAAUAACCAGAUUUUUAAAAUAUUAAAUUAUAUCUUGUAGUUGUAACUCACAAAAAUAAACAAA
Mytilus californianus (California mussel) is the source of this 1258-nucleotide messenger RNA. RefSeq names its product collectin-12-like. NCBI's taxonomy places the organism in Eukaryota, Metazoa, Mollusca, Bivalvia, Mytilida, Mytilidae. The transcript has 5 exons. The record is from RefSeq and is a predicted model, not a curated record. Bases 599 to 1066 code for a protein of 155 amino acids.